CGAUCAAACCGACCUUACUUUUCCAGGCUUUCCCAUUUGUUAGGGUUGCAUGUCUCUCUCGUAGGGUUCCAUUCCGACUUUCAAUUUAGGGAUCAGCUCUGUCUUUCGUCUAUUUCUAUUCGUAAUCUGUUCAAUAUUUGGGUUUCCUUGAGUUCUCACCCAGCUCUAUUAGGGUUUCAAAAGUAUCAUUUAUAUUCGUCUUAAUUGUGAAACAAUGCCUCCACGGGUGGCGAAGAGGGGCGCGGCAUCGGCGGGGCAGAAGAGAACGCCGAAAGCUAGUAGAGGGACUUCGAAGGUCCAGACUCAGCUGCCGGAGGCCCCGGUAGAAGAUCCAGUGAAGGUCGAGGAUGUCUCGACUCCGGUCGUGGAGGAAGUCAAGAUCGUGGAAAAGCCAGUCGUGCUGGAUCUCGAACAGGAGGCGAAACCGGAUGCGAACGGGUCGGGUCCCAUUAAAAUAGAAGAGGAGGUGAAGGAGUCUGUAGAUGAUUAUGAGAAAGAUGAAAGGUUGGAACUGGAGGAUAAUGACCCUGAAUAUGAACCCGAAGAAUAUGGUGGGGUUGAUUAUGAUGAGAAGGGAAUAGAACAAGAGGAUGUUCAGGAGGUGGGAGAUGACGGGGAAGAAGAACAUGAGGAGGAUGUUGGUGAAGAAGAAGAAGAAGGACAAGGACAAGGAGAGGGUGAUAUGGUUGAGGAGGAAGAUGUUCAUGAAGAACUUACAGGCGAAGAGGAUGGUGAGCAUGCUGGCGAGGAGCAAGAGCAUGCUACACUGGUUGAUGCAGACGAAGAGGAGCACCAUGAAGUUGUGAAAGAGAGGCGCAAACGUAAAGAGUUUGAAGUGUUUGUUGGUGGCUUGGACAAGGAUGCAACUGAGGAGGAUCUUAGGAAAGUUUUUGGUGCAAUUGGUGAGGUUACUGAAGUCAGGCUGAUGAUGAAUCCUCAGACUAAGAAGAAUAAGGGUUUUGCAUUCUUGCGUUUUGCAACUGUGGAGCAAGCAAAACGAGCUGUUACUGAGCUCAAACACCCGAUGAUUAAUGGGAAACAGUGUGGUGUUAGUCCAAGUCAAGACAGUGACACCCUUUUCGUGGGUAACAUAUGCAAGACAUGGACAAAAGAAGCCUUGAAGGAGAAGUUGAAACAUUAUGGGGUCGAGAAUGUUGAGGAUUUGACAUUGGUUGAAGAUAGUAACAAUGAGGGAAUGAAUCGGGGGUUUGCUUUUUUGGAAUUUUCAUCUCAUUCAGAUGCAAUGGACGCCUUUAAGCAUCUUCAGAAGAGAGAUGUGGUGUUUGGAGUUGAUAGGCCUGCAAAGGUUUCUUUUGCAGAUUCCUUCAUUGACCCUGGUGAUGAAAUUAUGGCACAGGUUAAAACUGUAUUUGUGGAUGGUCUGCCUGCUUCAUGGGAUGAAGAACGUGUUCGAGAGGUUCUUAGGAAACACGGAGAGAUCGAAAAGAUUGAGCUCGCCAGGAAUAUGCCAUCUGCCAAGCGAAGGGACUUUGGUUUUGUCACAUUUACCACUCAUGAUGCUGCAGUGACGUGUGCUAAAAGCAUUAACAAUCAGGAGUUGGGUGAAGGAGACGGCAAGGCUAAAGUUAGGGCCAGAUUGUCAAGACCACUUCAGAGAGGCAGAGGAAAGCAUGUUGGUCGUGGAGAUUUCCGAUCUAGUCGUGGGGUUGGACGAGUUGCAAGGAGUUCAUGGAUUCGUCCAUCUCUGCAUACUCUGCCUGUACAUGGAGUGAGAAGAUUUGGAAGUCGUGUCCCACCAGCCAGCAUGAAAAGACCUGGUGGUUUGAGAGAUAGACGCCAUGUUCUGUCCAUGCCAACAAGAGGCAGGCCCUUGGCUCCUUCAGUUAGGCCCUAUGACAGGAGAGCACCUGUUCCUUCAUACCCGAAAAGUAGCUUGAGGAGGGAAUAUAGUCGGCGUGAUGAGCUUCCUCCUCCAAGGAGCAGAGCUGCUGCAUAUUAUGGUCCUAGGGCCAUCCCAGAGAGACAGCAAUCAUAUAGAGAUGACUACACUCUGCGUGGUCCUGGUUACUCUGAUCUUCCUAGAACUACAUCACGCCCAGCAGCAAGGAGAGCUUACGUGGAUGAUGGCUAUGGCCAAAGGUUUGAAAGAGCUGCUCCUCCUCCAAGUUACCACGAGGGACGUGCCCGUGAUUAUGACUCCAUUUCUGGGUCAAAGCGUCCAUAUGCUGCACUGGACGAUGUGCCCCCACGUUAUGCUGAUUCGGGAGUCCGCCAAUCUAGGGCUCGCUUAGACUAUGAAUAUGGGGCCAGUGCUUCUCAAUAUGGAGAUGCUUAUGGUGAUAGGCUUGGAAGAUCUAAUCUAGGAUACGGUAGUGGCAGAACUUCUGCUUCUAGUCAGGAUUCACAUGGGCUUUAUAGCAAUCGUCAAGGCUCGAGUUAUGGAGGAGGCUCUUUCAGUGGUAGUGACGUUGGUGGAGCUUACUCAUCGAGUUAUGGUGGUGAUUAUGUGUCCCGUGGAAGUGAUGUUGGUGGUAGCUCUUACUCAUCAGUGUACUCUGGUCGUGGUGUGGGUGGCAGCAGCAGUUACAUGGGGGGAACUGGUGGUUCUGGCUCAUAUUAUUGAGAUCUGUCAUGAAAAAGAUGCUGCUCUAGGAUGUGAACUAAAUGAAGCUUAUGCAUUGUGAUGCUUACAGUGGAGUGAUUGUUGACAAGCCUAAGAGCCCUCAUGUUGUGACAAUCUUUCACAGAACAAAGACACUCUGUUGGUUCAAGCCAUCUUAGAAAUCUCUACUGGCGUGCUAGUUUCUAAGUUGGAAUGUUAUGCUGUAAGGAAACCUUAAAUUAUUCAGAAUGGAAUACAUACAAGAAGUGCUUAGCUGCUAUAUGUAUGAAUCACAUUUUAUUUUCUGUGUAGACCGCAUUUGAUGGACAAAUGUGGAGAUAUGCUGCAUCAUCUGUUCUUCUGGACAGAAAUAUGAUGAGAUUGAGAUUUCUGUAAUUGGUUAAGGAAUUUUUGGAAAUCAUCGUGCUUGAAUUCGUUGGAGAA
Molecule: messenger RNA, 3007 nt
Organism: Juglans microcarpa x Juglans regia
Lineage: Eukaryota; Viridiplantae; Streptophyta; Magnoliopsida; Fagales; Juglandaceae
Product: heterogeneous nuclear ribonucleoprotein R
Exons: 12
Coding region: 215-2584 (789 amino acids)
Cellular component (GO): nucleus
Molecular function (GO): mRNA binding
Source: RefSeq, a predicted model, not a curated record